AUGGCAGACGGAAAUAGAGUCGGGCCUCAUAAGAAACGUUUUAGAUGCAAUUCCCUAAGGGAUGAUAUCAGUUCAGUGAACGAUUGUGUCAGAACAAUGCACGAUGAGGUCAGUACAGUAACCGCCGAUGUCGUUAAUGGUAAGCGCGAUGAUUGUUUUGAGAGAGACAAUAACAGCACCAGAGAGGAUGCCGUUCCUACAAAGGACGAUGCUGACAGUGGGGAUGGCAGCGAUCGUCGGAAGGAUGCUGAUGCUACCCAUAAUGAUAAUGUCAAUUCCAGGAGGACUGGUAUCGCUGUUUUGGUAGAGACAGCAUGUGCCAUUAGUGGGAAUGACACAACUGAUGUCAAUCUCGUGAGGGAUGAUAUAAGGAUAUUGAUCAAUAUUAAAGGUACAACGCCUCUGAUGAAAGCGGCAUACGACAGGAAAACUGACCUGGUGAAAGAGAUAGCUAAAACAUAUCCUGAACAGCUAGCAAAGAAAAACGAUUAUGGUUGGAACGCGUUAAUGUUCUGUUGCGCAGGCGGAUCUACAGAGAUUUUUCAGUAUCUAGUUCAUGAAGGUUUGGACCCAGAAACAACAUCUGAUAUCGGGGAAACUUGUCUGAUGAUUGCUGUGCAUGAGGACAAACGAGACCUAGUGGAAUAUUUAGUACAUUACUAUCCAGAACAGUUGACAUCGAAGGACAUUGAAGGUUUUGGUGUUUUGUUAAGCUGUUGUGCUGGUGGGUCUGUUGAUAUGUUUCAAUAUCUAGUACAGAAGGGUAUGGACACAGCAACGACAUCAAAUACAGGACAAACAUGUUUGAUGAUUUCGGCAUUCAAAAGCAAUUUUACCCUCGUGAAACAUUUAGUGGAAAACUACCAAGAACAGUUGCAAUCGAAGGAUACGGAUGGAGCCAACGCUUUGCUAUGGUGUUGUACGGGUGGAUCGAUUGAGAUAUUUGAAUAUCUAGUAGAGAAAGGAAUGGACACAAGGACGACAUCAAAUAUCGGGAAAACUUGCAUGAUGAUUGCUGCAAAUUUCAACAGAUCGGACCUCGUGAAAUAUUUAAUAGAAAACUAUCAGGAACAAUUGCCACUGAAGGCUAAGGAUGGGCUCAACACUUUGUUAUGUUGUUGUGCUGGUGGAUCGAUUAAGAUAUUUCAAUAUCUAGUACAGAAGGGAAUGGACACAGCCACGACAACAAAUAUUGGGAAAACAUGCAUGAUGAUUGCUGCACAUUGCAACAGAAUCGACCUUGUGAAAUGUUUAGGAGAAAACUAUCCAGAACAAUUGCAUUUGAAAGAUGCAAAUGGAUUUAACGCUUUACUAUGCUGCUGUGCUGGCGGAUCUGUUCAUUUAUUUCAGUAUCUAGUACAGAAGGGUUUGGACACAGCCACGAUAUCAAAUACAGGGAAAACGUGUUUGAUGAUUGCUGUCCUCAACAACAAAAUCAACCUCGUGCAAUAUUUGGUAAAAACACAUCCAGAACAGUUGCAAUUGAAAGAUGCAGAUGGAUUUAACGCUUUGUCAUGGUGUUGUGCUGUUGGAUCCGUUGAAAUAUUUCAGUAUCUCGUACAGAAGGGUUUGGACACAGCCACGACAUCAAAUACCGGGAAAACGUGUUUGAUGAUUGCUGUCCUGAAAACAAAAACCAACCUCGUGAAAUAUUUAGUAGAAAACUAUCCAGAACAGCUGCCAAUGAGAAACAAGAACGGCGUCAAUGCUUUGCUUUGCAGUUCUGCGGGUGGAUCCGUCGAGAUAUUUCAAUAUCUAGUACAGAGAGGUAUGGACACAGCAACGACAACAAAAAAAGGACAAAAUUGUUUGAUGAUAGCUGCCAUGAACAAUCAAACCGAACAUGUGAAAUAUUUAGUAGAGAACUAUCCAAAACAGCUGCCAUUGAAAGAUGAAAAUGGAUACAAUGCCUUAUUAUGGUGUUGUGCUGGUGGAUCCGUUGAAAUUUUUCAAUAUUUGAUGAAGAAGGGUAUGGAAACAAACACAACAUCAGAUGGCGGAAAAACUUGUUUAAUGAUUGCUGCCCUAAACAACAAAAUCGACCUGGUGAAAUAUUUAGUAGAGAACUUUCAAGAACAAGUGUCGGUAUGGGAUAGAAAUGGAUGGAACGCUUUAUUCCACAGUUGUGCUAGCGGAUCUGUUGAGAUAUUUCAAUAUCUUGUGCAGAUUGCUGGCGUGAAGAACAAAUCCAGCUCCUUUACAUAUAUGGUUAGCAUGUAUUUAAAGACUGCUUUGAUGAAUGAAAAAGAUGAUUACACUGUGAAUCUGUCACAGGAUGCAGAAGAUAUAUCAGAAUUUCCUGGCAACACGCCAGUGCCUAGUUAA
Pecten maximus is the source of this 2325-nucleotide messenger RNA. RefSeq names its product putative ankyrin repeat protein RF_0381. The coding region runs from base 1 to 2325 and encodes 774 amino acids. The record is from RefSeq and is a predicted model, not a curated record. Gene Ontology annotation, molecular function: protein binding. Gene Ontology annotation, biological process: protein localization to ciliary inversin compartment. The transcript is spliced from 5 exons. Lineage: Eukaryota; Metazoa; Mollusca; Bivalvia; Pectinida; Pectinidae. Gene Ontology annotation, cellular component: ciliary inversin compartment.